CUAAAUGCUUUGCACUGUCUGAAAACCUGCCAGGGAAGUGACCAAAUUUACACUUUUGACAUCGGUUUUCAAGUGUUGCAUGUUACAAUGUACUUGGGUAUAGUUUGGUGUUUACUCUGUGAAUGUUGCCGGAAUUCCUCCAACAUUUUGUGAAUGUAAUUAAUUACAUAAUUACUCCAGUAUAUAUAUCAUGAGAGAUUGUGAGGCAAGUUCUUGCCAAUUUAAGCCACUAUGAUACAUGUAGUUUGUAGUAAAAUAAGAUUGAGGGAGAAUUGAUUUGUACCAAACAUCAAAAAUAAAUAAUAACAAUGAUGGUGCUGAUGGAAUUCAAUUGCUCUUGAACUAUCCACACAACUCUUGCAGUACAAAGCGCAUAAUUAUAUGUGUGUAAUUAUUGGGCAGAAGCAUCAUAGUAAAGUUACUAAUUUCAGUUUGUAUAUGCUCAAUGGUUGCUUUAAAGGUAAAUGGUCAAGUGUUAAAGGUCAAGUGUUAAGUCAAAAGGUCAAGGUUGAAGAUGUUGGUGAAGGAGUACAGGAUUUCCCUCCCGAUGAGUGUGGAGGAGUACCGAAUAGCACAGCUAUACAUGAUACAGAAAAAAAGUCGUGAGGAGAGUCAUGGAGCAGGUAGUGGGGUGGAGAUCAUCGAGAAUCAGCCGUACACAGAUGGACCAGGCGGCAGCGGCCAGUACACCUACAAGAUAUACCACAUAGGCAGCCACCUCCCAGGCUGGUUUCGCGCCAUUCUUCCCAAGUCUGCUCUGCGUGUAGAGGAGGAGGCGUGGAAUGCGUACCCUUACACAAAGACGCGCUACAAGUGCCCCUUUGUGGAGAAGUUUGUGCUCGAGGUGGAGACCCGCUACCUCAAUGAUGGCGGAGAGAAGGACAAUCUAUUUGGGCUAAAAUCUUCAGAGCUGAAGGAAAGAACUGUUGACUACAUAGACAUUGUUAAAGACACCAUAUCGAGCAGCGACUACAGACGAGAGGAAGAUCCCAAAAUCUAUCAGUCGAAUACGACCCAACGUGGUCCCCUUCAAGACAACUGGCGUGAGGAAUACGCAAAGGCAGCAAGAACCGACCCAAAUAAAAAGAUCAUGACUGCAUAUAAGUUGUGCAGGGUUGAAUUCCGAUACUGGGGGAUGCAAAACAAAAUUGAAAGGUUUAUUCAUGACAUAGGUCUGCGGAAGACCAUGUUGCGUGCCCAUAGGCAGGCCUGGUGCUGGCAGGACGAGUACUAUGGUCUCAAACUGGAGGACAUACGGAGGCUCGAACUUGAGACUCAGCUAGCAUUACAGGAGAAAAUGGCUGGAAUCAACGACAAUGAUGAAUUUAUUGACCCGACAAAACAAGAUCAUAAGACUAGUGAUCAUACAAAGAGUGUCAAUAUAACGAGUGUGCAAGAGGACAAUGCCAAUGCUGUUGUCUCACCUACUGUGUCAGUGCCCGUGUCUAAACAGUUUGAUCAUGUAAAAUCACAGACACUCUCAGGCAGACAGAGCCCUUCUCCGUCGCAGGCUACUAUACAUUCAAGCAAAUCCAAAACGAAACAAAUGUCAAGGUCCAAGUCAUCUCUAGAUUCCAGUCAUGUGUCUGAUUGGCGGUUCCAGUCUCUAGAGCAGUUACAAGAGUCCAGCUCUGAUGAAGACGAUGAAUUCUUCGACGCAGAAGAGUUUCCAGUGAGUCAGUCUGAUUGCGUAAGAGAUGGCAUUUUUGGGGAUGUGUGCAGCUCUGAUUUGGAAAUGUCAGAUUCAGAGUCAGACCAAAAUGUAUUGUGGGGGCUUGGAACAAAGUCGUCGUCGUUGGAAAUGCUCUCAGUUUCUAAUGAUGAGUUUGCUGAUGCAAGAUCUCAACUGUCCUUUAAUACAGACAAUGCUGGUGGUCGCAGGUUUGAGAAACUGUGCCAGAAAUACAGCCUGGAGACCGGUCGAAAUGACAAGCAGAGCACUGCACCUUCCCUCUGUAAAACUGAUGUGCUUUUCCUUGUGGUACAUGGAGGCAGUAUGUUAGACACAGCGUGUGACUCAUUCAACACGUCCAAACGAAGUGACUACAACACCUUCAAAACAACUUUUGACACAGUGGUGCGGAACAGCUACCCAGCAGCUAAAGGCCACGUCGCUUUCAGAUUGGUUCCCUGUCCUCAAAUGUGUGCAGAUGCUCUAAAUGUUUUGUCAAGCUUAAGUCCAUUUGGGUUUGACUCGACGCCCCAUCACAUAGAGGGUAACUUGCCCUGGAGUCAGGAGUUUGUUCCCCUGGGAGCCCUGGGCUUGUUCUCGGCCUGCAGCCCCGAGUACCAGGAUCACGUUAACUCUGUGGUUGCCAAGGCAAACCUGGUGUACAUGGACUUCCUGCAGUCAGACGAUGGCAGGGGCUUCACUGGACAGGUUUGUCUUCUUGCUGACUCCACAGGCUCAAUACUGAUGUAUGACGCUCUGUGCAGGUCUCGCAGUCUGCUGAGCAACUGUGGCAGUCACUAUAGCAGCCGCGGUAGUGACCUCAACGUGGGGGCCCUUGGAAGCUCACACACCCUGUGUGAUAAGGAGGACACCAUCAAAGAAGAACCUGAAGUGUGUGAUGAUAAUGUCAAACCAACUACUGGAGAUGCGCAUAUCAAACAAACAAACAAACACAAAACUUCUUCGGAACUCUUACAUAGAACAGUUUCAGAAGGUCAUACGUCAAUGAAAGCCCCGCUACAUAAAACAGACAGUAUGCCGGUUGAAAUGCGGAAACAAGAUGGCAAGUCAGGCUCAGUGCGAGUGCAUGUGACUCAGUCGGCCGAGGCAGCAUAUGAGGGAAGCUGUCGCAGGACAAGUAGUGAGAGUCUGUACGAGAGCAUAAAGUUGGAGUUUGAAGUUGGUGACUUCUUCAUGCUGGGGUCACCUCUGGGUCUGGUGCUGGCAUACAGGAGGAUGUUUGCUGGCCAGAACAAAGAGAUGCCAGAGCGGCCCGAGUGCCAGCAGAUGUACAACCUGUUCCAUGCCAGUGACCCAUCUGCAUUCCGCCUCGAACCUCUCGUCAACUUUACGUUUCGGCAGAUCCCUCCAAUCAAAGUGUCCCGCUACAACAAGUUUCCAAUGGGCCAUGGAGAAUCCAUACAGAUAGUUGAGACCAUGUGCCAAUAUAUCAACAUGUUCCUCGACCAAUACUCCUGUGAACAGUCUGGCGAGAAUUUGGUCGACCAAGCCUCUAUCGGCUCAGAGUUGCUUGUCUCGCUGCAACGCCAGUCGAGUGUGUCUAGCAAUAGCAUCCAAUAUUGCAGCAGUGGCCAAUAUGGAAGCACGUUUUCCAAUAUUGCCAAUGUGAGCAGCAAGUGGUGGGGAAACAAGAGACUGGACUACGUGUUGUACUGCCCUGAGGUGCUUCACUCGUUCCCAGUGAGAGCCCUGCCACCACUGUUCCAUGCCAGCUUCUGGGAAUCAACGGAUGUUGUCGCAUUUGUGCUUAGACAGCUGUUCCAGCAUGACAUAGGGUUCUCCUACCAGAAUGAUGAGUUACAGAACUCUGUCUUUAUGGCCCCUGAUGAGCAGCUCUCACAGCAACCCAAAGAGAAAUGGCAGAAAAGGCGAACUAUGUAUAAAAUAAAGAAUCUGCAGCCUAAUCACCGUGGUAACGAUGUACUGGUUGUUGAAGAUGGUCCUCAAAAGAUAACAGCCAAGUUUAUGUAUGGACCAUUAGACAUGACCUCCCUGUCAGGAGAAAAGACGGACAUUCAUGUGAUGUCUGGAGCUGGUGAGUGGAUGUACAUGGGCACAGAGAUGACAGACGGACAUGGCCGCCUCUCCUUCACGAUCCCCGAGGACAAACAGCUGUGUCAGGGCAUUUACCCAGUCAGACUUGUUGUCAGAGUGGACCAUACGACGGCAGACCUGUUCCUUGCAGUGCUGCCCCCCAAGACAGAGACAGUGAUCUUCAGCAUCGACGGCUCCUUCACUGCCAGUGUGUCCAUCAUGGGAAAGGAUCCUAAGGUUAAACCUGGCGCUGUUGACGUCGUCAGGCGCUGGCAGGAGCUGGGUUACAUGAUCCUGUAUGUAACGGCCCGGCCGGACAUGCAGCAUAACAAGGUCGUUGGCUGGCUGGCACAACACAACUUUCCUCACGGGAUGGUCGCAUUCAUGGAUGGCUUCUCUAAGGAUCCACUCAAACAGAAGUUCAACUACAUCAAGACUCUACAGAAGGACGCCGAGUUGUCAUUGUGUGCUGCGUACGGCUCCAGCAAGGAUAUCAACGGCUAUCGGGAGCUGGGUCUAGACAAGACCAAGAUCUUCAUUGUGGGCAAGUCCAGCAAGAAACAGCAGAACCUUGCCACGUUCAUCAGUGAUGGUUACGCCGCUCAUCUAGAGGUGCUGAUGACCCCAGGUGGCUCCCGGCCGGCGAGUGGCAAUGCUGUGUUCCUCCUGCACAAAGCCUGCUUCUGCCUGCCCUCAGCCAACAAGCGUAACUCCAAGGCCCGCCAGUCCAUGAACCUCAGCCCGUCGGGUAGCCAGAAAGACGGGAUGUUCACCCGCCAGGAGAGCCACGCCUCCCAGACGCUGAUCACCGUCGGUGAACAGGGAAACACGCUCCUCCAAUCUGUACAGCCCAGCUUUGGUGCAGCCGCAAGGGCCCGCGGUACAUCACCAAGACCAAAACUCUACUUGAUAAUCUUAAAUAAUUUGAGCUGUUAAUUUUGUAUGACUGUUAAUUCUAUUGUUAUAGUUUUAGUAACUUUACACUUUUCAUAUCUUUUCUAUCUACAUAAUUGUGUUACUGUUAACUUAGUGUUUUGUUUCAUGGCAGCUGAUGGUCUGGGAGACAAACUCUUUGCCAAAACUCUCAAUACGCACAAUAUGAAAUCGCAAAAUAUUGUGUUAAUUCAGAGCAAUAAAUUAUACUUGUAUUACACAUGAUUGUUUACCAAUUGAGUAGUUUGGGGGAAUGAAGCCGUCUGGAGAAAACCACUUUUGCAUGGUUACCCAAAUCAAUGAUUACAAUUCUAAAGCACUUUGAUGCAACUGGCAGAGCUUGUUAAUGCAUGUACAUGCCACCAUUUAAAGGAUUAUUUGAUAUCAAAAGAUACUUUUUUUAAAGGGGCUAUUGUACAAUAAAAUUGCUAUAGGUAAAUAUGUUGCAAUUUUAAGUUAAAUAUGGAAAUAGUAAGGCAUAAUAGCAUUUCUUCUUAAUGAAGGUUCAUGUUUUAUUUGCUUUUCGAAGUCAAAUCAAAAUGUUGUCAAUUACAAAUAUCAACCAUUCUUUCAUUGUGCUAAAUAUGUGCAUGGAAUAAAUAAAUACCUUUCUAGCUCACCUGAUUGCUCAGGUGAGCUUUGUCCGUCGUCCGUCCGUCCACAUUUAGUCAUAAACACUCUAGAGGCCACAUUAUUGUCCGAUCUUCAUGAAACUUGGUCAGAAGAUUUGUCCCAAUGAUAUCUCGAUCGAGUUCGAAACUGGGUCAUGCUGGGUCAAAAACUAGGUCACUAGGUCAAGAAAAAGAAAAACCUUGGAAACACUGUAGAAGUCACAAUUAAUGCCCAAUCUUCAUGUAACUGUGUCAAAAUGUUUGCCUUAAUGAUAUUUUGGUUGACUUCAAAAGUUGUUCCGGUCCGUUGAAAAACAUGGCCGCCAGUGGGCGGGGCAGUUUUCCUUAUUUGGCUAUAGAGAAACCUUGUAAACACUCUAGAAGUCACAAUUUUUGACCAAUCAUCAUGAAAAUUGAUCAAAACAUUGGUUUUAUUGAUAUCUCGGACGAGUUCGAAAAUGGUCCAGAUCGGUGAAAAACAUGGCUGCCAGUGGGCGGGGCAUUUUUCUCUAUAUGAACAUAGUGAAAACAUGUGACCACUCUAGAGGUCACAUUUUUGGCCCAAUUUUCAUGAAAUUUGGUCAGAACAUUUGUUUUUUUGAUACAAGAGUUGAUUUUGAAAAUUAUUCCGGUCAGUUGAAUAACAUGGCUGCUGGGGGGGGGGGGCAGUUUUCUUAUAUUUAUUUAGUAAAAAAAGCUUGUGAACACUCUAGAACUCACAUUAUUUGCCCAAUCAUCAUGAAACUUGGUGAAAAGAUUGGUUUUAUAUAUAUCUCAGAAGAGUCCGCAAUGGUCCUUAUCAGUAAAAAUACAUGGCCGCCAAGGGGGUGGGGCAGUUUUCCUUAUGUGACUAGAGAGAAACCUUGUGAUCGAACACUUUAGAAGUCACAUCUUUUGCCUAAUCAUCGUGAAACUUAGUCAAUACAUUGGUUUUAUUGAUUUCUCGGACAAGUUGGAAAAUGGCUCAGAUCGGUGAAACACACUUUUUAGCUCACCUGAUUGCUCAGGUGAGGUUUUAGGAUUGGUUUUUGUCCGCCGUCUGUAAACACUCUAGCAUUCACAUUUCUCAAGCAUUCUUAUCAAAGUUACUGAAAGAUCUCAAGUUUGGUAAUGAGCAAAAUCAAUUAAUUAAUGUCAUAAUUAUAGCCCUUAGAUUGUUCAAAUUUUCAUUAUAUUAUACAAAAUCCUUGUAAACACUCUAGAGGUCACAAUUUUGUUUCAGAUUUUAUAAAUCUUGGUCAUAGUAUUUAUUUUUGUAAGCAAAUUUUGAUGUUGGUAAGGGCUCAAAAUAUAGGUUACCAGGUCAAAUCUUACGAAAACAAAAACACUCCAUAUGUCAGUAUUUUGGUUCAAUAAUGAUGAAACUUGACCAGGAUGUUUGUCUGGACAAUAUCUAGGUAAAGUUUGACAUUUGGUAAAGAUUGAAUAAACCGACUCCUCUCAAGUGAGCGAACUAGGGCCAUCUUGGCCCUCUUGUUAAUGGGUAUAUACUAAGAACUUCAGAAAAGAAUUUUUACAAUCAAAUUAUUCUAAUAACUAAUGAAACUAUUAGAAAAAUAUAUAACAAUAUUUUCUUUCUUCUUAAAUGUUUUUAAUAUCAAAGAAAUAUUGUUGAACACAUUAUGUCUUGCAUAUAUCUGGCAAGAUCACUUAAAUUACAAAAAACAUGGUUAACUUGCUUUACUUGCUCACAAAGAUUAAUUUUAUUUGCAGAAUACUGGAAUCUGCAUUGACUUGUUUACUUAAAACUUGUUUAACUUACAUGGUUUUAGAUAUUCAUAUUUCAGCAGUUUGUUCAGACAUUUGUUAGAAGUUAUAUUAUUAAAAAAAUGCAAACAGAUGUGUGUGAAAUGUUUUUCAUUGCUUGCUUUUCUGCACAAUUACAUUUUUUGCAGUCACUGGAUAACUCUUACUAAACACUUUGUGUAAAGAAUCUUGCCAGAUUAGCCUGUGUAUUCUACUCUCUUUUGUAUAGACUGGAUUCUACUCUCUUUUUGUAUAGACUGGAUUCUACUCUCUUUUGUAUAGACUGGAUUCUACUCUCUUUUGUAUAGACUGGAUUUUUUGUUUAGAAGAGACU
Molecule: messenger RNA, 7351 nt
Organism: Dreissena polymorpha
Lineage: Eukaryota; Metazoa; Mollusca; Bivalvia; Myida; Dreissenidae
Product: protein retinal degeneration B-like
Exons: 23
Coding region: 515-4663 (1382 amino acids)
Biological process (GO): phospholipid transport
Cellular component (GO): cytoplasm
Molecular function (GO): phosphatidylinositol binding; phosphatidylinositol transfer activity; phosphatidylcholine binding
Source: RefSeq, a predicted model, not a curated record